Molecule: messenger RNA, 1480 nt
Organism: Drosophila kikkawai
Lineage: Eukaryota; Metazoa; Arthropoda; Insecta; Diptera; Drosophilidae
Gene: PMP34
Product: Peroxisomal Membrane Protein 34
Biological process (GO): transport
Cellular component (GO): peroxisomal membrane
Molecular function (GO): coenzyme A transmembrane transporter activity; ADP transmembrane transporter activity; ATP transmembrane transporter activity
Source: RefSeq, a predicted model, not a curated record
AUGCUUUUUGGUAUCACACUACGGUCACUCUUGCAAAUGCAACUUAAAAUUGUAAUAGAAAACGCGAAUUAUGUGAGUGAAUCAUUCGUUUGUUGUAAAAUUGCAACCAGGAGGGUAAAUCAAAGGGUUGGACGCCCCACCUCCAUUGCCGCGCUCCGUUUAAAUUAAUCUAAUCUCGGCGAGCGCUGGCAUUGCGACGACUGCGCUGCCUUCGCGUACAUAUUUUUAACCCAGCCAAGCCGGGUGGCAGCCAGAUCCGUCAGUAAACACUCGCCCGAAGACGCCGCCGGACGUCGCGAUCUCUACAGCCAGAUUCGAGCCAGUGUAUAGCCCCCAAAAAACAAACACUAUGGUGGCCCCCUCGAAGCUCAGCCAAGUGCUGAGCUACCAAAACUUUGUGCACGCCGUCUCCGGAGCCGCGGGCGGCUGCAUUGCCAUGAGCACCUUCUAUCCGCUGGACACGGUGCGUUCCCGCCUGCAGUUGGAGGAAGCCGGCAAGGUGCGCAGCACCAAGCAGGUGAUCAAGGAGAUCGUCCUAGGCGAGGGCUUCCAGUCCCUAUACCGCGGCUUAGGACCCGUCCUCCAGAGCCUGUGCAUCUCGAACUUUGUCUACUUUUACACAUUCCACGCGCUAAAGGCUGUGGCUUCAGGCGGCUCUCCUGCCCAGCACAGCGCCUUGAAGGAUCUACUCCUAGGCAGCAUUGCCGGGAUAAUCAAUGUGCUGACCACCACACCCUUUUGGGUGGUCAACACGCGUCUGCGCAUGCGCAAUGUGCCCGGCACUUCCGACGAGGUUAACAAGCACUACAAGAGCCUACUGGAGGGUCUCAAGUAUGUGGCCAAGACGGAGGGCAUCGCCGGGCUUUGGUCGGGCACGAUUCCCUCUCUGAUGCUGGUCUCCAAUCCCGCCCUGCAGUUCAUGAUGUAUGAGCUGCUCAAGCGCAAUUUAAUGCGGUUUAAUGGCGGUGAAAUGGGCAGCCUGAGUUUCUUCUUUAUUGGAGCAAUUGCCAAGGCCUUUGCCACGGUGCUAACGUAUCCACUGCAGCUGGUGCAGACCAAGCAGCGACAUCGCAGUAAGGAGGCGGAAACGAAGCCAUCGACCUCGUCUAAAGCCAAGACGCCCAGUACGCUGGAGCUAAUGAUUAGCAUACUGCAGCACCAGGGCAUUCGGGGUCUGUUCCGCGGCCUGGAGGCCAAGAUCCUGCAAACCGUGCUCACUGCCGCCCUGAUGUUCAUGGCCUACGAGAAGAUUGCCGGCACCGUGGGCAUGCUGCUCAAGCGCAACUGAUGAGAAGAGGCUUUUACUCUAGUAUACCCGUAGUUUUAAAUACCUAACGUAACUGUAAGCCGCAAUGCAUCACAGCCUGUCUAAGGAUCUAAGGCCAGCACAGAACACAAAACGAAAACACUCCAAAGGUAGCCGCUAAGCUUGGAUGGAAUAAAGGAAAGGAUAAUGCUUAACAAAAGCAAAAAAUAAUAA